UAUGAAAAGCCUAUAGAUACCACAACUCCAGAAGAAAUAAAGAAUGAAAUUAUGCAUAACCUUCAUAUAGUUUCUUGGUUAGUUUUAAAUCAACAUUUUUUUAAAUUAGAUGAAGAUCCUGUUAUUUUAGCACAUCGUUUCUUAGAAGAUUCUCAAAAUGAUA
Messenger RNA from Scutellospora calospora, 163 nucleotides. The record is from the annotation of a GenBank genome assembly. NCBI's taxonomy places the organism in Eukaryota, Fungi, Glomeromycota, Glomeromycetes, Diversisporales, Gigasporaceae.